Solanum tuberosum (potato) is the source of this 1808-nucleotide messenger RNA. RefSeq lists its product as uncharacterized. The transcript is spliced from 2 exons. NCBI's taxonomy places the organism in Eukaryota, Viridiplantae, Streptophyta, Magnoliopsida, Solanales, Solanaceae. The record is from RefSeq and is a predicted model, not a curated record. Bases 183 to 1433 code for a protein of 416 amino acids.
UCUUCUUCUCUUCUUCUUCUUCUCGUCUCAUCUUGAUAGAUCAAAUCUGUCACAUUAAUACGAUUUCAUGGUAUCAAAGCUAUCGGCAACUGGUUAAGCUGGUUGAAAGAAUCGAUCCGCACGUUUGAUCGAAAGUUGUUUAAGUUUGGUGAGAAGGAAUUGAGAAUUCUUUGUAAGCUUCAAUGGCGGUGGAAGAAGAUCAAUCUACACAGCCACAACCAUCUGAAUCUGGUCAGAAGACUGGGAUUGACUAUAAUCAUCCACUGUUUCUUUCCCCUGCUGAUGUAAGUGGUACACAAAUCAUUUCGUUUCAAUUAACGGGAGUUGAAAAUUACUCAAUUUGGUAUAGGUCAAUGAGAGUAGCUUUACUGGGAAGGAACAAAUUGGGAAUGGUGGAUGGUUCGUGUAAGAAAGAAGUGUUUCCAGAACAAAUGUGGAGUCACUGGGAAAGAGUGAAUGAUGUGGUAUUGUCUUGGCUGAUGAAUUCUGUGGAAAAAGGAUUGCUAGGAGGUAUAAUGUAUGCCUCUCAUGCUCAAGAAGUAUGGGAUGAUCUGUAUGAAAGAUUCAACAAGAUUGAUGGUUCAAGAACUUUCAAUCUUCACAAGGAAAUUGCUACAUUGAGUCAAGGUACUGCUUCAGUUUCUGCAUAUUUCUCUAAACUAAAAAGUUUGUGGGAAGAAUUUGAAGCUCUUGUUCCAAGUCCCAGUUGUAAUUGUGAAAAAUCAAAGGAGUUUGUAGUGCACUUGCAGAAGUUAAAAUUGUUCCAGUUCCUUAUGGGACUGAACGACUCUUAUAAUCAAGCAAGAAGUCAGAUCUUGCUCAUGAGUCCUAUGCCAUCAGUGAAUCAGGCGUAUGGAAUGGUAAUUAGUGAUGAAGGACAAAAAUAUGUAGCUGCUAACUCUGGAAUUCUAGGGGCAAGUCCUGCAUCAAGUGGUAGUAAUAUGGAUAUGGCUAUGUUUACAAGAAAUGGCUCUACAAGAUACAAGAAGAAUUACAUUGUGCAGUGUGAAUUCUGUAAAAUGAAAGGACAUACUAAGGAAGUGUGUUACAAAUUAGUAGGAUAUCCCUCAGACUUUAACAAAUUCAGAAAGAAAGGGGCACAGGCAGGAGGUAGUGGUUAUCACCCAAAUGCAGGGGCUCAUAAUGUGGUUACCGGUCAGUUGCAGGAUUCUGAACAAUAUGAUAUGAUGGGUGAUCCUUUUGAGAAUAUGGCUGACGGAAAUAAGGCAGAUUACAAAGGCAAAAGAGUGGAAUACAAGGCUGAGUCUUCUUCACAGAAUAGAGAGUCUGAAAUGGGGUUGUAUCCUUUUACCAUGGAGCAAUAUAGUCAGAUUGUGAGUCUAUUGAAGAACAUGAAUGACAACAACACUUCUGCAAACUCCUCAGCAAACUUAGCAGGAUCUCUCCAAUGGAAUGGUGAGGGAGAUUGGUAGAGAAGAGAAUGGGUUGUAUAUUCUAACUGGAAGUACAAAGGUGCAGCAGCCUCAGCCUCAGCCUCAAAAUAGUGGAUGUGUUCUUGCUGUGAAAGAUGGUCAUUCUGAUCAGAUGCCUACAGAUGUGGAGUUGUGGCACAAACGACUAGGGCAUGCGUCUAUAAUGUCUCUAAACAAGCUUAUAGUAGUAAAAUCUGAAUGUAUAGCAAAUACUUUGAAUAAGUGUACUGUAUGCCCUCAUGCAAAACAAGUUAGAAGUUCAUUUCCUACAAGUAGUAUCCAAACUUCAGCAUGCUUUGAUACCAUGAAAUCGUAUUAAUGUGACAGAUCUGAUCUAUCAAGAUGAGACGAGAAGAAGAAGAAGAAGAGAAGAAG